CCUGAGACUUGCGACGCGUGUUCAGCGGCGGGAGGGGUCGGAGAGGAGGGAGAAGGUGGCGGAAGCGGAAGCGGAAGUAGAAGCGGCCACUGUGGAGGUUGCCCUGACGCUGGAGCGCGAGCUUCAGCCUUCUGCCGGAUGACUUCUAAGGCCAGAAAGCGAGUGGUCCUCCCCACAAGACCAUCUCCACCCACCGUUGAACAGAUCCUGGAGGAUGUCCAUGGUGCUUUGCCCUCUGAUCCUGUUUUCACCACCUUUGCCCCACAAGCCCUGGAAGAGCUUCCCGCCCCUCAGGAGAAUGAGGACCCAGAGGCCGAAAGGGAACGUCAGUACCAGCAGAGUCGCUCCUAUGUGGCCAUGAACCAUCGCCUCCAGCUGGCCUGUGACCUCCUGAAGCAGAAGUGUGAGGAGUUGCGGCAGGCUGGGGACAGCCUUGAGCAAGACAUCUUGGAGAUGAAGCAGAGGACCCUCUCUGGCACACAAGCUCCCAGCUGUCUCCCUGGUGUGGGUUCCUCAGGUUGAUGUCGUGCUUUUUGAUUUAUUUUUGGAAGUGAAAUUCAGGGCCUCUGUGUCUGCAGAGACACAGGCCUUUCCAGAAGCAGCUUUUCCAAGGCUUAGUUGCCCUCCAGUUCUGGCCCUCUGGGUUUUCCUGCAUCCUUUUCUCUCUGUCAACCCACCUGCCCCUUCAGACCAGAGCCCCUGUCCUAGCUGGGGAGGGGUGGAGGGACACUGUAGUGUGACACCUCCCUCUGCCUGUAAGAAGCACAAGCAUGCCCCCCGCCCCCCAAGAGCUUCACUCACAGUAUCAGGAUCUGAAGACAAUUGUUACACACAACCAUUGGGGUCACCUGGGAAGGCAAGAUUGAGUACCUACGGGUAUCUAAAAGGAAAUGUGAACCAGGCCAUGGAACGGAGGACCAAGUCCCCUCGGCAUAUGAUGAAGGCAGCAUAAUGAAGACAUUAUCUCUGGGCAUGAUUCUUCCAAGAGACACUGCCAGAUCACAGGAGAAGAAUGCUGGCUCCAGGUUCGCAUUCCCUUCGUUGUCGCAGCUGGUGCUGCCAGCACAUCAUCUUCUUCUUACUUUCCUUUUUCUCUGUAUAUGGGCCUCAAAGUCCUAUGAAAUCCUUGCCUUUUACUUUUCAAAGGAUUGACUGGUCGGUCGUCUGCAUGCUGGCUCGGGUGAUUUUGUUGACAUCAUUGCCCUCAUUAAAGUUAAAUUGUCCAAAUGCUGGCCUGGC
Molecule: messenger RNA, 1239 nt
Organism: Dromiciops gliroides (monito del monte)
Lineage: Eukaryota; Metazoa; Chordata; Mammalia; Microbiotheria; Microbiotheriidae
Gene: C1H19orf25
Product: chromosome 1 C19orf25 homolog
Exons: 3
Coding region: 139-522 (127 amino acids)
Source: RefSeq, a predicted model, not a curated record